UCACCGGGAUCGGUUCACUCGGCCUCGGCAGUACUACAUCGCGCUGUCUCACUGACAGCCUGAAAAAAAUUACGUAAAUAUUACAAGAGUACGAGAGUCACGCAUUGAUUAUGAAACGUCUGUAGCCGUGGGCAGCAGCGCUCCCGACCUGACUCCACGCGUCCUACGAGCAAGUGUCGCCGCGUUUUGUUUAAAUUGUGCCAUUCUGUUUGACCCUGGUGAUUUUAUUUUAUUAUACUGUUUUGUAUCCCCCGCCUGUGGUGUUUGCUGAAUCCAUCUCUGUGUUUUUGUUGUGAUUUAUUUUUACCUGAUUGGAUUGUCACAGACCUUAACUGGUACGGACUGGAUUCAAAUAAGGGCGUGCGAUGCCUGGAUACUAUUUUAUAUGUGACUGUGCUGCCAAGAUGGUGUAGACUUAAUCGAUGACUGUGCCAAUUUCUCCUCAGCCAAAUAUGGCCUUCUCGACUGUUCGCGGGACUUUCCAAGAACUUUUAUAAAUUUCGCUCAGUAACGUUAUAGACGUAUCAAUGGUUCGGUGAAAAUUAAUGAAAUAAAAAAAUGGGGCGGCGACGUUGGAGAUUCGUGACGAUCGCUGCGUUUUUGCUGUUCAUGAUAAAGGACACGCAAUGUCAAGAUGAAAACGACUUUUACUACACACCGGUGGAAAGAAGUUUUGCUCAAGUUCAACCACCCCUAUUUCCAAACAGUCGCCCAUCGACAUACUUCGAGCACGGCGACAACUUCAGAGUGCCGGCACCCUCUCAACAACCUCUCUACAAUGAGGGCCACGUGAGGUUCCCGAGCCCCAACUACAAUCAAAACCCUUCACCGUUCCAGCUGCCAACAGGCAGGAGUCAAGCUGGAACACCGUACUACAUAAAUCAGCCAGAAUUCAAUGGCCCACAAAGACAAAGAUUUAGGCCAGCUUUACCCUAUAACUUCCAGAUGGUACAUCCAGCAUCGACAAAGAGGCCUGAUACGUCGCAAAUUCAUUCCGUUGCUUAUCAGAAUGAUCCAUCAAAGCCAGAAACUUUCUUAGGCCAAAUUACUAUUAAUAACCCCGAUAUUGAUUAUUUACAAAACAAUAGAUUUAAAAAUAUACCAUUCGAUAGUAAUAGCUUAAAAAGCAACGGGCAAAGUGGUCACAUUGCACAUGAUGAGGAUAUUGAUGAUGACAAUCAAGAUAUUUUCGAUCAUCACAGAGUUACCACCUACAAUCCUAAUAAACUUGUAAAUAAACAAAGACUGAAUAUUAGACCGGGUAGCUCGCGAUUAAAUCAUCAUGAUCCUCCGGCCACUGAUGAAAAGACUUACUUCCAAAAUACGCCAAAUAGAUUAUCUGAAGGCAACAACAACAUUAAACCACAAAAAACUAAUCCAACUUCUACCGAAAAUAAAGCUUUACUUGAUUUGGAACCGCUACUGGAAGAUGAUAUAAGCGAUAUAAGCUCCUUCAGAGAACUUAUGAAGAAUACAGAAGGAUCAUUCGACGUAGAAGUUGUGAAAUCUAAUGCCAGUAAUAAGGCAGAAUCCAGUGAUGAUAGUAAGCCUGACGCAAGUUCUAUGAACACCGAUAAUUUACCAAAGACAGUUGUAGUUCAAACUACAACAAAGAAGUCAACUACAACAACGAGCACAACUUCAACAGCCGCACCUCAGUAUGAAACCAAUAACUCACAAGAAAACAACCACAGUGAGGAAGUAGAAGAAGUUGAAGAGUACGAAUAUUAUGAUGAGACAGAAAGUUCGGAAGUUCAACAUACUACCCGUGCACCGGACUCAACGGAGCAUGCACCGGAUAUUUAUGAUGAAUACGAUGCUACAGAUGAACUAGAAAAACCUACGGAAGAACCAAAACGUAAUAUCACUAAAUCAUUCGAUGUGUUAACAAUGAAAACUGCCAAUGCCAGCCAAGUGAAAGAUGAUAACUUCAAAGAUUUUGUAGAUAGCACUGUCAUCGAUCAAACAGAACAAGUAAGUGGCAAUGAACCUACAACUAGUACAUCCGAUAGUGCUGAUAUCUCUAUUUCUGACGAAGACGUGACUUCAAUAGAAACUCCUUCUAUUCUUGGCCAAGAAGUUGUAUCUGUUGUCACUACCAAGAGUGUUGUUAAUGGAACUAUAUCUAUACCGGAUGUUACAUUUGCCCCUAGUACGACAAAAUUAGGUGCUACGCCAGAAUCUUCAUCAGAACAAAAUCAAGAUAAUGACACUUCUCUUCCUGUCACGACUGAAAACUGGCGCGUCGUUGCGUCAGUACAAACAAGCCGCAGUGUUUCUGGCGCCCGAUUUUUACCUUUUCCAACUGUAGAACAGGAUGAAAAGAAACAAGUUUUAGCAGACGACGAAACAGAAGAAGACGAAGAAACUGUAACCCGAGACCCCAUGCAUGAAACUAGUGAAAUUAUCAACAGUUCUUCAUCUACAGAAAAUAUUAAUGAUAAAUUAGAUAGUAUUCAGUCUGAAUUAUCUAGUGAUGUGUUAUCAGGAUCUUUGAACAAUGAGAACAAGAAUAUUGAACUAAUCACUGAAACCACCACAGAGCAAAGUACUACAACAUCUAGUACAACACCGACAACUACUACACAGGGUUCGUUAAAUGUAUUUACGUUAAAAAGUACCCAAACUCCAUCAGUAACAGAAAAAUCAGCACCAGAUCCUCUUCCAGUUCUUAUAAAGAAGUUUACUCCCCGUGUGACGACAUCAACUACUCCAAAACCGAGAAAGAAGCCAUCUCUGGUUACUGUCAUGGAUGAGUUGCCGGUGGGAUUCCUGCCUCCAGGAUACAAAUCUAGGCUCUCAUUCAAAGAUAAACGUACCAGCACAACCACAACAACAACUACUACCACCACUACAACAACAACACCCGCUCCGACUUCGUCUACCGAGGAAUCUGUUAUAAACGGAACACAAGGACGAUCUUCAGGAAUUACUUCCAAAAAUAGAGUCAUACUCUUAGACGAUAAAUCUCUGCUACCAAAAGAAUAUAAACCUAAAGAGAGGGCACCAGAAGAUUUGUUCAAGAAGUUCCAAAAAGACGACCUCAGCAAAUUCUUGCCUCCUGGCUUCAAACCAACAGAAACAGAGGACCGUGAGACAAAGUCGAGCACAAAACCAAGUAUUUUAGACAAGGUAGAAAAAGUUGAUAUAUCUGCAUUUUUACCCAAGGGUUUCAAACUGAACACAUCUACUACAGAAAAACCUAAACUAGUACCGAAGUUACCAUUAAAUGCUGCACCAGUAGAUAUAACGGCAUUCUUACCACCUGGGUUCAAACUUAAUGAUACGGGAAAGGAUAGCAAUGAAAACAGUGCUGAAUUAGUUAACAAAUUCAAAGUAGCUGACAUCUCAAGCCUUUUACCACCAGGAUUUAAAUUAAAUGACACCGAAGACGAGCCGGCUCCUCCUAGUUCUACUACAAAAGCUCCUGGUGGAAUCAAACUAGUUUUCCCGUCGAGACCUGGAAACAAAGGUGCAAGGAAAACGACACCUAAACCAAGUACGGGUAACGGCCCUCCUCCCGUCACACCAAAAAUACAGAAAGGUUGGCCUACGAGAGCAUCGACAGAAUUCACUGGUUGGCCAUCAUCUUCAACCACGCCUUUCUCGAUAGAGAAGUAUCUAAACAAGAGUGUGACAAUACCUAGUGUCGAAACUGAAGUGAGCACAGAGGCCACAACACGCCGCACGACGACCACGACGACUACAACGACUAUUCCACCACCGCCGACCACUCCUGGCAUAUGCAAACGGGAGUGUGACAUCGCUGCUACUAUCAAGAUCGUUGCAGGAGUCCAUUGGGUACCAGAACUGCUGGAUCAUCACACAGAGGAAUGGCAGAGGCUCGCUGCCGAUGUGAAAGAGGAGCUCAAUUCCGUAUAUUCAAAAUCGGAUCUUUUAAAGAAAUGGUAUAAAGGCAUCCGAAUUGACGGGUUUAGUCAGGGAUCUGUGCUUGUCGACUACUUCAUCGAGUUGAAUGAUAUCGAAGAAAAAGUCGACACACUGGAAUUAAAGAAAAUAUUCCACAAAUCUCUGCAUGAAGCAAGACCCGGCUCUGUAGUUGAGACAAUAACAGAGGCUCCUAAUGAAGAUUUUGAUCCUGAUGUAAUGUUGGGUGAUCAGCCUGACGAAGAAAGGAUGAAGAAAAGUAAUGAGAAAAUGACAAAGACUAUUGACAAGUCUGCUGGGAAACUGGAGAUCGGGAAGUUUGUUAUGGAUCCUGCGUAUACUGAAUUUAUAGUAUUACCCAAGCGUGAGCAACCAACGGCAGUUGAACCGGAAGAAGAGUCCUUCUUGCCUCAAUGGGGUAUCGCAGUAAUUGUCAUAGCUAUGGCGUCACUUUUGUUCGUCGUCAUUUUCGGCGUCACUGUGCUGGUGAAUCGUCAAAAAAGUGCCAAAGCCAAACAGCCGAUACCGCUUAGUGAGGAUAUGCUUCGUGAGUUGGACAAGAGCCACAUGGGGGGCUUUGAAGAUAUGCAUCAGAUGAAGGAAAGGGACCUACCCUAUCUUCCCUCUGGAAAGCGUAUGUCAACUGCGUUCAUCGAGCAACUGGCGUACCCGAACCCGGGUGACUCGUGGCGGUCGGAGUGGACCCCGCAGAUGCAGAAGUAUAUGCAGCACUACACGCCCGACUCUGGCCGAGGCUCACAGAUUUACGGCACAUCUGGCAAUGCUUACGGGUACGGCGGCGGCGGCGGGUCGCAGUUGUACGGGCAGACGGGUGGCGGCUCCCAAGUGUAUGGGUAUACGGGAGAGUACCCCGUCCCUCGCUCCCACUACUCGCGCCGGCGCUCCGACUACGACAGCAACUUCUAAACUCUUCUAGAAACCUACAGACUUUCUUGACAAUAUAUCUUCUCUAAAUUAAUAACCUCAAAAACCCUGAAUACAAACAGUUCGUCCCAUUGUUUCAUCCACAUCGUGUAGAAUAUCAUUUUACCAGACAUCAGUAACAGGUUGUGAAAUAUGAUUUAUCAUAGCUAAAAUUACUUUAUCGGAGAAUGUAAAAGUGAGUUUAAAUUCGUGUUUCAGAAUUUGUAAGAGUUUUACAUAUUGCAUGAUAUUUUAGCAGCUUUUUAGUCCGGCCUAUUUAGGACGUAUACAGUGCAGUGCCAACCGACAGUUUGUUCAUUGUCUAAUAAGAUUUGUAAGAAACGUAGUUCUUUGAAAGCCUGAGGAGAAAGUAUCUGUUCUUUGUUUGCAAUCGAACAGUUAUGUGUACUCGUAUUUAUUAUUGAAAGAAACAUAUACACACAAACGUGAUGUCAGUGAAGUGAAUCUGAUUCACACAAUUUUUCAUCAGGCUUUUAAAAUAUGUAACUAAUGUAUCGUAUGGUCUGCCAAAAUAUUAAUUAUUACGACUGAUUGUGAGAUGUAAAUAAGUAGGAUAAGAACUUACCAAUAUUGUAAAUGGGGAUUAGUAGUGGAGAAUAUGAAAUAAUAUUUCUGUAGAUAACUCUGCAUACCUAUAUUUGCUCAGAACCUGUAGUGGAGUCAGAGGGCCGUGUGUGUGCGUGAAACGCCUCUUUGUGCCAAAUGUUUGUGUCGAUGUGUGUGUAAAUAAACUUUUUUGUAGUAGCGUUAAAUAUAGUUUAGGUGGCGAAUUGCCAAUAGCAAGCCACCUCGAUUGUAUUGUGCGCCCCCGAGGACAAUGAGAUUGCAGCCGGGAAGAGUCCAAGAUUUAGAGGACAUCGCUUUGGGAGUCCGGGCUUCCGCUAACCCUCAGAGCCCGUACGAUUGUCCGCGGUAGGAAUACGUAAUCCUCAAACGUUCAUUCGUUAUAGUAAUAUAGUCAAUUUUAUCAUCAGAAUAUUCAACCAAGUAAUGAGUACUUCCAAUUCGAGUUUUUUGAACGCCCUUCAACAAUUUGUAAUAUCUACGAAGAUGAAUUUAUAAAACUCUAAAUGUUUCCUCAUUUAGUCUCGAAUGUUCAAUUCAUUAUAAUGUUUAAUGUAAAUUUCUCAAAUAACGAGAUAUUGUACCUACUUACCAACUAGUUUAGUGUAUAUGCAUGGAAAUUCGUGUAUAUAAUAAAAUUUUGUACAUGUAGAUUUUUAAUUUAAUUAUUAUUAUAUAUUAGUUACAAAUUAAACUGUUAAG
Pectinophora gossypiella (pink bollworm) is the source of this 6099-nucleotide messenger RNA. RefSeq lists its product as uncharacterized. The record is from RefSeq and is a predicted model, not a curated record. The coding region runs from base 559 to 4815 and encodes 1418 amino acids. NCBI's taxonomy places the organism in Eukaryota, Metazoa, Arthropoda, Insecta, Lepidoptera, Gelechiidae. The transcript is spliced from 11 exons.